This is a messenger RNA of Sporothrix brasiliensis 5110, 267 nucleotides long. RefSeq lists its product as uncharacterized. The record is from RefSeq and is a predicted model, not a curated record. The coding region runs from base 1 to 267 and encodes 88 amino acids. Lineage: Eukaryota; Fungi; Ascomycota; Sordariomycetes; Ophiostomatales; Ophiostomataceae. The transcript has a single exon.
AUGGAAAGAAACGACGACACUUUGCACCCUUCGCAGCGCCAGCAGACUGACCAAAGGGGAACGCCAAUGCGGCUAGCCGCCGUGCACCCACACAGCAACCUCCACACAGAGCACAUGGAGCACAUGGAGCACACGCGCAGCAGCUUGCGGCGACAGAGAUCAUCUUCAUCACAUAUGCAGGUACCGGUCGCCUUCAGCGUCACGCUGCCGCCGCCGUGUCUCGACUCAGAGCACAGCAAGGAUAUCCUACCACCGCCGGCAGCCUAG